GGAAGUAUGUCUCUGCCUGGUGACAUGUUCCGAGUGAUUAGAAGCAGUCAGUGCUAAGGUCAGCACUCGUCUUGCACAACUAUACGGCACUAAUAAUAAUCAUGCUUUAAUCAAUGACAUAUUUGACACGACUAAUCAUCAGUGCUGCAGAGACGAUCGAUGCUAUUCUAAUUGUUGUGAGUAUCGACCGAUUUUAACAUCGUGGGUAGUUUAUGCUAACGCUAACAAGUGUAGUAGACCAGCCCAUUUUUGGACACUAACUGACAGCCAAGUAGUAGCUAAUAGUAGUAGCUUUUUCAAUGGCUCUGUCUAAAUGCUCCCGCCUGAGCGGUCCACUGAUCAAACAACUGCUUGACACCGUGGAUAACGUACUCUUUGACUGUGACGGUGUCAUCUGGCGAGGAAACCAGGUUGUUCCAGGUGCACCGGACGUAAUUAAUCUACUCAAGAAAAAUGGAAAAGGAGUAUAUUUCGUCACCAACAACAGCACCAAAACUAGAAAGAUGUACGCAGAAAAAUUGACACUGAUGGGAUUCAACGUGACCGAGGAUGAAGUCUUCGGGACUGCGUACUGCUCUGCAAUGUACCUAAAAAACGUCUGCAAGCUCAAUGGAAAAGUGUACCUUGUAGGUAGCAAUGCCAUGAGACUCGAACUGGAGAAGGUCGGGAUCAGUCAGACCGGCGUGGGGCCCGACCCAAUAUCUGGAGUCCAGAUAGACUGGGCCAACGUUCCCCUAGAUCCUGAUGUGAAAGCAGUGGUGGUGGGCUUUGACGAGCACUUCAGCUAUACAAAGCUGAACAGGGCCAUGCAGUACCUCAGCAACCCUGCCUGUCUACUGGUAGGAACCAACACGGAUACCAGGCUGCCCUUGGAGGGUGGGAAGGCUGUGCCAGGAACCGGCUGUAUCCUGAAGGCAGUAGAAACAGCUGCCCAGCGCCAGGCCCAAACCGUGGGGAAACCCAACCACUUCAUGUUCGACUGCGUGGCCCAGCAGUUUAGCCUGGAUCGGGACCGCUGUCUGAUGGUGGGGGACCGGCUGGACACGGACAUCCAGCUGGGCUCCAACUGCGGCAUGAAGACCCUGCUCACCCUGACGGGGGUCAGCACCGUGGCCGACGCCCAGGCCCACCUGGAGAGCGGCAGCCAGGAGAGGCAGGGCAUGGUGCCUGACUACUAUAUAGACAGCAUCGCCGAGCUCCUCCCAGCUCUACAGGGAUAGAGCGCUGUCUCACGGCAGGAAGCUAAGGACCUGAGUGUGGCACAGGAAGAGCCUCCCACCUGUAUGGAGACAAGGAGAAUGAAGCCCCAUUCUCUUCCACUCUCCUUGCAUCUCCCUCCAGUGUCCUGGCACCUGCCUUUUCCACCUCUCAGCCACGCCUCAGUCUGGUCACAUGGGACUUCCUCUGGAUGACCAGUGUGGACAGAGCCGCAUAUGUGGAUCUUAGUGUGGACAGAGCAUCAUAUGUGGAUCUUUAGCCUAAUGUGUGGCUUCACUAUAUAUAUCUAUGACUAUAUCUGUGAAUCAACAUUUAAGGCUCUGUGUGUUACUGGUGCAAGACUGUAGGUGUAGAACUAUUUCAAGACCCUAUUCAAGGCUUCAAAUUGUCAAACUGUUUAGGAUGGUACACACUCAAAUGACAGCUAUAUUAAUAACAUACUGCAUCAAUCAAACUAAUCACUAAUGUAAUUUAUUGUUGUUUAAAGUUAUUUUAGCUAUGGAUAGAUAACUGUACAAAUCAACAAUCUCCAAACUAUAUUUUUGAAGAAUCGUUGUUAAAGUGUAAUCCGAGAUUAGACAGAGAAGUUGUGUAAAAGUGGAUUGUGCAGACCAUACAUCCUGUGGUGCAAUGGGCCCUCUGAUGCAACGUUGCCAUGGGGGUGGGCAGGGACAACGUGUGCCAGUUGAGUGUUUUAGAUUUUCCAAAUGAGUGGUACUCUUUCUAGCCUAUUCUCAGUUAAAAGAAUGUCUAUGGAAAUUGUGUUUUAAUUACAUGUUUGAAGAGCUCUUUAACAAUACUUCAUCAGGAAUAACUGUUUGCUAUAAUGAAGAAAACCAAGUGUCUGUAUCUUUUGUUUUCAGUCUAACCGUUUACAUGAUAUACUGUAUUCACCUGCUCAAGUGUACUCUAACAUAAUGUUAAAACAGCAGUGAAUAGCAGGUCAUAGUUAUGCACAACAAUAUUCAUGUCAGUUGCAAUGACUACUUAAUAUUGUACUGUAAUAACAGUUUAUUUAACACACAAAGUAUAAUCCAUUAUCCAUAUCUUAAUGUCUAUCCAGCAUGUAAUUGUCAACUUGCCAUCCACAGUUUUCCUUGGCGCAGACAACAGUAUUUACCUUGACUUAAGUUGACAGAAAACACUGAACAAAUUAAUUAAAAUAUACUUUUACAAUGUCAAA
Molecule: messenger RNA, 2401 nt
Organism: Osmerus eperlanus (European smelt)
Lineage: Eukaryota; Metazoa; Chordata; Actinopteri; Osmeriformes; Osmeridae
Gene: pgp
Product: phosphoglycolate phosphatase
Exons: 2
Coding region: 300-1220 (306 amino acids)
Molecular function (GO): sn-glycerol 3-phosphatase activity
Source: RefSeq, a predicted model, not a curated record